Molecule: messenger RNA, 1792 nt
Organism: Gadus morhua (Atlantic cod)
Lineage: Eukaryota; Metazoa; Chordata; Actinopteri; Gadiformes; Gadidae
Gene: prop1
Product: PROP paired-like homeobox 1
Exons: 3
Coding region: 154-858 (234 amino acids)
Biological process (GO): regulation of transcription by RNA polymerase II
Molecular function (GO): DNA-binding transcription factor activity, RNA polymerase II-specific; RNA polymerase II transcription regulatory region sequence-specific DNA binding
Source: RefSeq, a predicted model, not a curated record
GUGAAGUCACCUGUUGAAUGGGGUGGGGGAAAUGGUGUUGGCAUGUGAUGUCAUAGCCGUGAAGAAGAAAAGCCACCACCUGGCCCCCAUUGGAGCAUUGAAGGCAGCAGUGUGGAGCGUCCUGAGCAGAGAGAAGACCUCCAGAGUCCAGACAUGGCCCAGGUGCUGAAGCCAACCGGAGGCAGCAUGGUCUCAAGAAGCCAUCCGGAGUGUGGAGACGUGUACUCGGACCUGGCCACGGUGAGCUCCACUGCGGAUAUCGGAGAGGUCCGCAGUGGCAUGGGAUUUGGGCGCCGGGGGCGCGACUUCCUGUCCCCGGCACGGCGCCGCCACCGCACCAGCUUCAGCCACAAGCAGCUGGAGCAGCUGGAGGUGGCGUUCGCUCAGAACCACUACCCCGACAUCUACUGCCGGGAGGAGCUGGCCCGCCUCACCAAGCUCAACGAGGCCCGCAUUCAGGUUUGGUUUCAGAACAGACGAGCCAAACAACGGAAGCAGGAGCGAGCGUCCAAGAAGGCGCUGCCGGUGGGUGUCCUGCCGGGGCCCGGGGCCCUGAUCAGCAGCAUGUGCAUGCCUGCUUCAGGUAUCAGCCGGCAGUUCUACCCCCAGUCCCUGCCGCACAUCCACCGGUUCAGCUCUAUGCUGCCCUCUGGUGGUUAUGCGCACCACCCAGGCGCCGUCCCUGGCCAGUGUCCCUGCCCUGCUGUGGUGCAGCCCCAGCCCCCGGGACCCCCUCGCCAGCACGAGGAAUGGUACGGGCCCCUCAGGACCAUAGGGGGCCCGCCCGCUAACCUGGGCACACCUGUGUUCUCCCUGGCCUCCAUGUCAUGUCUUGACUCUGCCUCUCACUGGAACUAAAAAUACUAGUGAAGAAGAGGCCUAUGCAAAGAAGUUAUGAUGUUAAUGUAAUGCACAUUAACCAACCACAUAUAUCAUACAUAUUGAUUAUGUUUUCUCAUUUCCUGGGACUUUCUGGGUUUGUUCAUUUAUUUGAUUGAUUGUGAAAGGCGUGAUAGGCUUAAUGCCUAAUAUCGUUUUUAUAUACAGUAAAUGCAUCUUCUCUGAAUUGUCUACGGCUUCCACAUCCUAUGGGUUAGAAUUUUAUUUUUUAAAAAUGUUUUUCAAGGAUUAAUAAAAUACACAGGUGCUUUUGAUUUCAAAUGUAUUUUAAUACAUUCUGCUGCUUCUCUGCUAACAUAAACAUUUACAUUUAUAGACCUGUAUUCAAAAUAACCUGCCUUCAAAAAGACCAUUAACACUAAGUGACAAAAAUAUUACAUUUAUAGCAUAUACUUUUGUUUUUUGUAAAAAUAAGAAUGGACCAAGACCAUUUUUCCCAUCGAUCGAUCCCACUAAUCCCUUUUUGGUGGUUGAGGUGAAAACCGGCGUUUGAAACACGCAAAACAAAACCCAAACCAACUGAAGAGUUACAUUUUCCUCAAACAAUGGGAAUGUGCCACUGGAACGAGGGGAUUGGCGGCCCAGCGGGCGCGGUGAGCGGCUGGCGUGUCCAGUGUGUACGAGUUAACAUACGCAGCAGAACCAGUGAUGAUGCGUUACAUUCACGUCACUUGAGCAAAGCUUGGUCCCGAGCCUCCGCUCUGCUCUGCUGGCUCAAAGUAGACGACAGAGGGCAACACAGGUCUCCAUCGGGGGAGUUUUGUGACCACACAGGGAGGGAAGCGGGCUAGUCAUAGUAACAGUACGAGAGGUACCGGGAAUGGGGAGGGGCUGUUUGAAAGUAAAGUUGUGCGGCGGAGGCCAAUGUUGGAGCAGAAACAGAAGAAAAAAA